Messenger RNA from Pichia kudriavzevii, 750 nucleotides. RefSeq lists its product as uncharacterized. The transcript has a single exon. The coding region runs from base 1 to 750 and encodes 249 amino acids. Gene Ontology annotation, molecular function: ribosomal large subunit binding. Gene Ontology annotation, cellular component: mitochondrion. Lineage: Eukaryota; Fungi; Ascomycota; Pichiomycetes; Pichiales; Pichiaceae. Gene Ontology annotation, biological process: translation. The record is from RefSeq and is a predicted model, not a curated record.
AUGUCUCUCUCGGUAUUGAAACGUGCAGGGUUUGUUCCCCUAUCGAGCUCUUUGUUUUCACUAAGCAGGACAUUCUCUACCUCACCCAUUGUGUGGGCGAAAAGGGACAAGAAGGGGAAGAAGGAUGCCAAAAAGGAUGCCAAGAAACAAGACAAGGACGACAACGAGGAGGUUGUACUUGAUCCAAAGGCUAUUAUUAGAGACCUGAAGGUGAGGUACGACACUACAUUUGACCAAUAUUCCAAGAAACUGACCGAACUAAAGAUGGGUAAGGCCAAUCCUGCCAUUUUCGACAAACUCAAGGUGAAGAUUGACGAUUCGUACACUGCCACAUUCCCCGAAAUUGCAAUGACUGCAAUGAAGGGAACGAAUUUUUUGAACGUCACUGUAUUUGACCCCAGUCACAGCAAGAGGAUCAUUUCUGCAAUCUUGGAGGCAAACAUGAACUUGAAUCCGGAGGUUGAUCCCAAAAAUCCGCAACUGCUCAAGAUCAAGUUGCCCAACUCAACAAAGGAGUUGAAGGCCAAGCAAAUCAAAGAAAUGAAGGAGCUACACGACUACUACAAAUCGAAUGCGGGAUUCAAAGAUAGUCUGAUAGCAAUAAGAGCCGCCUUUAUGAAGGAUUUGAAAAACGUUGAAGGGUCAAAGGAUAUUGUCAAGAAACUGACUACUGAGAUCGACUCCACCUAUAAAACGUAUGCGGACAAACUGUCAACAGCAUUGAAAAAUACAGAGAAAUCAUUGAACUAA